GUUCUCAUUCCUAUCCAGGAGGCACAGACCAUAACAACAGACCAUAUGUGUGUUUUCAUCCGGUCUCAGUUUAUAAGAAUUUCUUUCUAAACACAAAUGUGGUGUUUUAAACAGAAAAACUGUGCAGGAAAUACGGAGAGGACCGAUCUGAACAAAGAAUAAACUUCACCAAGACCAGUCAGACGUGACUUGUUAGCAGAUAAACUUCACCGACAUUAUUCAGACAAGUUGACUGUGGCGAUAACACAAUCUGCUUCUGCCAACAUGAUCCCUGACAGCAUGCCUGGGCCCGAGCAAGAGGAUCCGCAGGAACAGCCGUUGAGGAUCAUGUUUCUUGGAAAGAGUGGGGUGGGCAAGAGCUCGAGUGGAAACACCAUCUUCGGGCAACAUGUGUUCAGAUCAGAAAUGACGCUGGCUAGAGUCACCAGACACUGUGAAAAGGAGGUUGGGACGGUCAAGGAUGUGCCGGUCGAUAUGACAGGGAAAGUCAAGGAUGUGCCUGUCGCCGUGAUCGACACACCCGGCUUUUUUGAGACUGACCGUAACAAGGGGGAAAUUGAGCGAGAGAUUCUGAAGUGUGUCAAACUCCAAGAACCAGGACCUCACGCCUUCGUGUAUGUUAUCUCUGUUGGAAGGAUGACUCAGGAAGAUCAAAAUACCAACGCAGUGAUUGAAGCAAAGUUUGGCCCGAGAGUGUGGGACUACACCAUCGUCCUGUUCACCCAUGGGGAUCGUUUGGAGGGAAAAACAAUAAACGACAUCGUCACUGUCAGUGACGACAACCUCCGCAACUUCAUCCGCAAGUGCAGCGGCGGGUUCCACGUCUUCAACAACAAGAACCCGGAGGACCAGGUCCAGGUGACCAGCUUCAUAGCAAAGAUCCAGACCCUGGUGGCCCUGAAUGGAGGGGGCCAUUACCACACAGCCCUGUAUCCUGAAGAGGAGAGGAAGAUUAGGAAGAGACAGGAGAGCAUCCUGGCAGAGAGAGAUGAAGAGAUCAGCAAAAAGGAGAGAGCGCUGCAGGAGCGUCACCAGGGAGAAGAGCUGGAGGAGAAGAAGAAGGAGCUGUGGAGGAAAGAGGAGUUCAACUCAAGACUGGCUGCAGAGAAGGAGAUCAGGAGGUUCUCAAACAUGUGGAAUAUUUUGAGAUUCAUCCUAAUCCUGGGAGGCAUAGCACUGACCCUGGCAGGUUUGUGGCCUCUAGUGGUAAUCAUCUUUGUCAUUUGGAUUUUCUUUGGGGAGUUUCCAUCUGUCAGGAAAAUAUCAGGGCUUUCUAAGAAAACUAAAUAGGCUAGCUGUUUAAGGUAGCUAAUAACUCAUUUAUUACUUGGGGGUCUAUAGUGGAUGCUCGAUUAAUGUAAUAGAUUGUAGUCCAACAUGUUUUUUUAAUGUAUCUGUGCAUAAUUAGAAAACAGAAAAGGCAUGAUUUUAUAGCUUUCUUGCUCUUUCAUGUUUAAGAUCUAAUCCACUCUCAUGUAACACAACUGUAAAAAAUAAUAAUAAUAAAAUAUAAAUUGAAAGUGGUAUUUCAACCCGA
This is a messenger RNA of Micropterus salmoides (largemouth bass), 1537 nucleotides long. RefSeq names its product GTPase IMAP family member 7-like. Gene Ontology annotation, molecular function: GTP binding. Bases 265 to 1290 code for a protein of 341 amino acids. Lineage: Eukaryota; Metazoa; Chordata; Actinopteri; Centrarchiformes; Centrarchidae. The transcript is spliced from 3 exons. The record is from RefSeq and is a predicted model, not a curated record.